This is a messenger RNA of Cololabis saira (Pacific saury), 4310 nucleotides long. RefSeq names its product phosphatidylinositol 4-phosphate 5-kinase type-1 alpha-like. The transcript is spliced from 16 exons. Gene Ontology annotation, molecular function: phosphatidylinositol kinase activity. The coding region runs from base 212 to 1915 and encodes 567 amino acids. The record is from RefSeq and is a predicted model, not a curated record. Gene Ontology annotation, biological process: phosphatidylinositol metabolic process. NCBI's taxonomy places the organism in Eukaryota, Metazoa, Chordata, Actinopteri, Beloniformes, Belonidae.
UCCCUGAACUUCCGCAUAGCUUCCUUGUUUACUUGUUUUGGGGAUUCAUUGCUAUUGAAAAGGAUUUUUCUCUUUCUCUGGAAAUUCCCGGAAAUCCACCACAAACUCUUCGAAUCCCCACUUGCCUGACUUGUGGACAGCUCCAGACUUGUUUUUAAAGGCUUAUUCAGGACCCCAGUUUCAUUAAAGCCCAGCUUAGUUCCUGUCUUGAAUGGCCACAGCUGCAGAGGAGAGUCAACUACAGGACAAUGUUUCCAAUCUGACCGUGACGCGAAAAAAUGUUACCACAGAGGGUCCGAGCAUCGGCAUGACUCAGGCCAUGAAAAAGACGAUCGGCCAUCGUGGAAUUGAUCCCACGGGAGAGACAACAUACAAAAAGACCACAUCAUCUGCUCUAAAAGGUGCUAUCCAGUUGGGCAUCACGCACACUGUGGGCAGCUUAACCCAGAAACCUGAGAGAGAUGUGCUGCUGCAGGACUUUGAAGUGGUGGAAAGCAUCUUUUUUCCCUGUGAGGGCAGUAACUUGACACCAGCUCACCAUUAUGGAGAUUUUAGGUUCAAAACAUACGCGCCUGUUGCCUUUCGCUACUUCAGAGAGAUGUUUGGCAUCCGGCCCGAUGACUACAUGUAUUCUUUGUGCAACGAUACACUAAUUGAGCUGUCAAACUCUGGAGCCAGUGGAUCUCUUUUCUACGUCUCUAGCGAUGAUGAAUACAUCAUUAAAACAGUGCAGCACAAAGAGGCAGAGUUUCUACAGAAACUUCUGCCGGGAUACUUUAUGAACCUGAACCAGAACAAGCGGACCCUAUUACCAAAGUUUUACGGGCUAUAUUGUGUCCAAGCAGCUGGUAAAAACAUCCGCAUCGCAGUCAUGAACAAUCUUCUACCGAAUACAGUACGAAUGCACCUCAAGUACGAUCUGAAGGGCUCGACUUACAAGCGACGAGCCUCGGCCAAAGAGAGAGAUAAAGCCAAGCCCACAUACAAGGACUUGGAUUUCAUGCAGGACAUGCCGGAGGGAUUGAUAUUGGAGGUGGACAAAUACAGUGGUGUUUGUAAGACCAUCCAAAGAGACUGUUUGCUCCUGCAGAGUUUCAAAAUCAUGGACUACAGCCUUCUAGUGGGGAUUCAUAAUGUGGACCAGGCCUGUCAGGAGCAGGCCAGUGAACGCAGUGCAGGUACGGCCGAGGCGUCGGCGGGGGCCGCAGACCAAAGGAGACCACAGGGACAAAAGUCCUUGUACAGCACGGCUAUUGAGGCCAUCCAGGGAGAUGCUGGAGGCCUGGGGUCACUGGAAUCAGAGGACAAGACGGGAGGAAUCCCUGCACGAAACUCAAGAGGCGAGAGGCUGCUGGUCUACAUUGGGAUUAUUGACAUUCUGCAAUCGUAUAGAUUAGUGAAGAGGCUUGAACAUUCCUGGAAAGCGUUGGUUCAUGAUGGGGACACAGUAUCGGUACACAGACCAAGUUUCUAUGCAGAAAGAUUCCAGAAGUUUAUGUGCAACACAGUCUUCAGAAAGAUGCCGCUCAAAACCUCCCCAUCUAAGAAGCGGCGUGCCAAUGGUCCUGUGAAAAAAGGUGCAGGCCCGUCUCUCUCGACCCAAACCAGCAUCAGCAACCAGCAUCCUUCAUCCCAACACCAAGUCAGCGCCGACACCAGAGAGGACACUGAGGGGGAGAAUGCAGCCAUGCAGUCAGGCCGUCCUGACCUCCUCCCACAGACCUCACCAGCCAGUGAUGCUGUUGAUGCUUCUCUGGAAUUCUCUGGAUUUGGGAGAGAGAACAACACAUCCAGCAAAGACCAAGAGAACAGCGCCUCCAUGAGAGCUCAGCUGCCUCAUGAAGAAAGUAUUGGUACCAAGGACACAAUCUCACUUGGUGACUUAACUCCAAAUGUCACCAAAUGUGCUGUGUAAAUGUGGAAGAGUGAAGUGGAUUCAAAGGAACCAAAACAAACUUGGAGCAUUUUCUCAACAAGAAUGAAAUGUUACAGCUCCUUUGGUGUGAUUUUGGGGUUCCAGACUAAAUAAAGUCUAAUAAUGUAUCAUAUAGACUAGGUGCGAUUUUAAAUGUUUUUCUUUUUUCUUUUUUUUUUUUUGUUCCUUUUUUUUUGCACUUUGAUUUCCAGAUUUCCUCAUAGCAUGGAAGUGGGUGGUUGUUCUGACACUAGUAAUUGUGGGUACAUUAAUGCGGUGGGUAGUGAACACUAUCAUCUUAUAAGAGUGCCUGUAUUUACAACCGAAUACUGUUCAUGUUCCAGGUGAACUAAAACCAGGACAUUGCCUUAUUUCUGAGCAGGAAUUCCUCAUUCUGGCCUGGUUAUUUUAAAUUAAUUAUCAUUUUUUGGAAUCAAUUAUUUUGUGUUUACCUCAUUACUUUAGCACAUUCUUUUCUCCAAAGGUCUCUGUUCCACCAGAAGACUGCAUAUGAAAGACAGGUGUGGCCAUGGUGACUUGAUCGGUUGAAGUCUGAAAAUUGUGAAUACAGAAUUUGCAGCAUGAAAAUGAACUUGAGGCUAAACUAGAUGGCUGCUUUUAUCUCUCAUAUGUAGUCUAUGGAUCCUCCAGUCAGAGGCUUGAGCCUUAAGUAUUGUUUCUGCUCUAUGAUCGAUUGCUUUAACACAAAACUAUGUUGUUUAUUUCGGGAACACAUUUUUAAAUGAAAGGGGUUAAUUUGUAAGGAAUCACUGUAUUCAUAUGGCAUAUUCCAAAUGUACAUUAUGCUGGAAAAACCUUUUUUUUUUCCAAACCAAGUGUUAUAACUGGCAUACUUCUUUACAUACUGUGACUCCUAACCACCACAUCUUUUGUUUGGGUGAUAGGAUCAUUUAAAAACUUUUAUUAUUAUUGUAAUUUUAAAUACUUUUACAUUCAAUACAAAUGACUGAUUGCUUUGGAUAAAUAUCACAGUAAAUGGUGACUGGGGCCUGUCUCAUGAGGUGAAAUUAUUCUGAGUUUGUUCAGAACAUUAAGGCUGAAUUUUGUACUUUCGGUCUCACAAGCUUGGGUUCAAACUGUUGUUUCUAUAAUAAAAAAUGCUGCAGUUCGACCCCUAAAAGAAAGAUAUUGGAGUUGAGAUUUCUUUCCAAACAUAUGGCAAGUGACAGAAAGAAUGUUAUGACAUUAUGGUACAAUCAUUUACUUCGAAUAUGAAGAAAAACACAGAAGGGUGUUUGUUAGCAGUAUCACUCAAAGUAUGAACGGAUAUGCAUGAAAAUAUUUAUCCUGUUUUAACAGAGGUACAUCAUGGCCCAGGAUAGAAGUGACCUUAGAAGUUAGCGUUGGAAGAUUAAGUGGAAAUAGAUCAACAAAUGAACUUUUGUUUUCCAUGAUGAUAUUGGGUGCUUUGCUUGUCAUGACUGCUUCUCUGAUAUGCACAAGUAACUGAAGAUAAUGCUAAUUCAACAGUUCAGCAAUAAAUCCUGUCGCUGCAGUUCGUGUCUGAUUUUGGGUUUAUUAUAUUAGAGAUUGUAAACAAUUCUUUUCACCCUACAGAAAAUCCAUGGAGUAGAUUUUGUACAAAAGAAAAAAGUAGAAAGACUUUUUGGGACAUUAAUAUCUGUUCUCUGACUUAAAAAUGAGUCAAGUAGAAAUGACACAAAAGCAAAUGUUCUUGAAUUUGUUUGAUGUUGUGCAAACUACAAAAUCCAUGGCAACCACAUAUGAAAAGGUUACACUGAAGUUUGGUUUGCCCUUAUUUAAUAUGUAAGGGUUGAUAGGUUUAUAGAUUUAUUAUAUUAUUAUAAGCAAUAUAAAUGCAGAGCAUCAACUGUCAAUAAUAUGGUAAUAAGCACUUUCUCUCUUUAUAUUUAUUCCUUUAUUUAAUCUUAUGUAUUUCCCACAUGGCUCUUUCAACUCCAGAUGUUUAUUGCUUUAAUAGAGAGAUGAGCUUUUUAAUCAUUCCAGGACCAGGUUGUUACUGGUGUUAAGUAUUGUGAGGCUGAUGACUUAAAAUUACAUUCAUGAGACAGGCCCCAGCUUUUGUAUAUUCAUAAUUUUUCAGGGGAACGUUUGUGUGAAAGUGAACAAGACCAAACAAUGUGCCUGCUUUCUGCAAGUAAAAACCAAUGACGGUGAUUCAACACCAGUCGGUUUCAACGGUCAAUCUGGCUGUGCAGUUUUUAACUCGAUGUAAUGGUCGGGUCACAUUAACUUAAAUAAGUGUCCCAGAGGUCUUGUGGUAUUGGAUAUUUUCAGUUGUUCAGCAAUUAACAUUUUUUUUAUUUAAAAAGAUGACUGGACCAUGCAAGAACAUUCUCAGUUUACACAAUUGUAUAUGCCUAAAUUAAUAAAAUGUGCAAAAUUGACAAAA